AUGGAGAGAUCUAGAUCGAAGAGGAGCUAUCACUAUGACCAGGACUAUGACGGAGAUUCCAUGGCCAGGUCUACUAAACCUCGCUACAACAACAACAAUAACCACCACUUUGGCGGCGGCGGAAAUAACAGAUACCGUGGCGGCGGUGGCGGCGGAGGAGGAAAUGGCCGGUCAGCGAAGUCCCACCCGGAAACGAUGGCGACGACGACCUACCGCGUCCUCUGCCACGACGCCAAAGCAGGAGGCGUCAUCGGCAAAUCAGGAACAAUCAUCAAGUCGAUACGGCAACGCACCGGCGCUUGGAUCAACGUCCACGAGCUAUUCCCCGGAGACGUCGAGCGCAUCAUCGAGAUUUCGGAUAACCGCCGCCGCGAUCCCGACGGGAGAAUGCCGUCCUUCUCUCCCGCUCAGGAGGCUUUGUUCAGCGUCCACGACAGGAUUCUCGAGAGCGAAGCUCAGUUCGGGUACGGCGGAGGUCCGCCUCCGGAAGAGGAGGAGGAUUACGGCGGAGUGAGACCCGGAGGAGGGAGAAUCGUGACGAGGCUGGUGGUUUCGAGGCUGCACGUUGGUUGCUUGUUGGGUAAAGGAGGGAAGAUCAUUGAGCAAAUGAGGAUCGAAACUAAGACUCACAUUAGGAUCCUCCCAAGAGAAAGUAACUUGCCUCGUUGCGUCUCUAACACUGAAGAGAUUGUUCAGAUUGUAGGUGAACAAACUGCAGUGAAAAACGCUUUAGCCAUUGUAUCAUCUCGGCUAAGAGAGAGUCAGCAUCGUGAUCGGAGCAACUUCGGAGGGCGUUUACAUUCACCGGAAGGUCCAGAGCGGUCCUUUACGCCUGCUGCUGAUGAGUACGUGCCGCAUCAGAGAAGACAGUCGUCGGAGAGGUUUACUCGUGGCAGUUAUCGAAACAACAGCUUCAGCUCUCGUCAAUCCAGCUAUGCAGGAGGAGAUGUCUCUCCAGCGGUUGCAGGUGGUGAGACUGCGCAGCCUUUCUACACCGAAGAGCUUGUGUUCAGGAUUCUUUGCCCUGCUGACAAGAUUGUUAGGAUUGUUGGAGAGUCACAAGGGAUAAUAGAUUUGCUUCAGAAUGAGAUUGGCGUGGACAUGAGAGUGUCUGACCCUGUUGCUGGAUCUGAUGAACAGAUCAUUACCAUUUCUUCUGAAGAGGCUCCUGACGAUCAGCUUUUUCCUGCCCAAGAAGCUUUGCUGCACAUUCAAACUCGGAUCUUAGACCUUGUUCCGGAGAAAGACAACCUCGUAACGACGAGAUUGCUUGUUUCCUCUAGAGACUCGGUUUGUUUGGAAGGGAAAGCUGGAUCGGAGAUAUCAAGAUUAACUGGAGCAAGCGUUGAGAUCCUCUCUAGGAAAGAAUAUGCUUCUAUCAAUGAUGUUGUUAUACAGAUUGCUGGAGAGAUCAGAGCAGCUAGGGAUGCACUCGUUGAAUUGACGUUACAGUUGAGGAGUCAUAUGUGCAAGGAGCUCUCUCAAAAGGAGACACCGCCUGGUUCCACAUCAACAAAUGGGCCUCUUGAAGGUGUUGCAGGAGCAAUAGAAGUUGCUUCAUCGAACAACACAAGUCAAUCUCGUGAAGGUCUUACCGGUUUCAAUCUGAACUUGCUGCAAGCUAGCACAAUCGCUCCACAGUUUAAGGAAGGACGUGAAAGCGAACACCGGGAUGAGGUUCCUGUCACAACAAGCAGAAUGUCGGUGCCACUUGUUACUAGGAGCACGCUUGAAGUUGUCUUACCAGACCUGGCUAUUCCUAAGCUUGUUUCGAAAUCAAGAAACAAGCUUGCACAGAUCAGUGAGUGGUCUGGAGCUAGUGUAACCUUAGUAGAAGACCGACCGGAAGAAACACAAAACAUCAUUAGAAUUUCGGGAACACCAGAGCAGGCAGAGAGAGCACAGAGCUUGCUUCAAGGCUUCAUCUUGAGCAUACAAGAGGAUGGACCGUGA
Molecule: messenger RNA, 1953 nt
Organism: Microthlaspi erraticum
Lineage: Eukaryota; Viridiplantae; Streptophyta; Magnoliopsida; Brassicales; Brassicaceae
Source: the annotation of a GenBank genome assembly